GUAUACAAUAUUAAUCAUUAUUGAACUUUUUGUUAUGGUCAAAAACGGCAAUGCCCCAUAUAAUAUGAUAGAAAUACACACUAUUACAAUUUAAUUUAAGAAACCGCCCAAUCCGGCUUCUAUGCACUAGUAAUACAUAGAUAGGACACAGUGGAGGGCAAAAGGACAUUGUAUCCGCUCCCCCAAUCGCCGUAGUUUCCCUCUGUUUUACACUAUGUUUAGCUCAUUUUGUAGCCAAUUUUUGUGUUUAUGACCCCCUCCCCCCCACACACACACACACAGACACAAAUUAAGCCCUGAAUCCGCCACUGGUAGGAUACAAAUAUUUUAAAGUAAUAUUUUUCAUAAAACCAAUGAUGAUAAUAUUAUUGGCAGUAUUAGCACAGUAGAACAGGUAAACCAACAGGCAAAUGGACAUUUUUCUCAUGGUAUCCUGCAGUAUUCUGAAGGUUAGGGUACCUUAAAAUGUAUGUUAGUGAAAACUAAAAAAUUCAUAAUGUACAUACAUACCUAAAUAAUAAUAAUAUUAUAAUAUUAUGCUUAUACAUAACAAAAAUUAGGCAGAUAAAAGAGCGUAACUAACUUCAAGACUUUAUGAGGUAAUUUGUUUCUAUAGAAACCACAUAACUAUGUACACAUAAACAUUAUACAAAGUGAAAUUGUACUGUAAAUAAAAUGUCUGAACCUAAAAGAGCACCAGUGGAUUUCUUCAUAAAAAUGCAUAGUGCAUUGGUGGCUAAAAACUAUAGUACUGCAUUGGAUUUCUGCAAAGCAAUUUUGAGCUUUGAACAGACAAAUGAGACAAUGAUGACAUUUCACGAACUACUUACAAAGAAAAUUAACAUGAUGGAUGAGGAAUCAGAUAGCACAGAUUCCAGCCGCAGUAAGUCUAGUUUGUCGGAAAGUGACAAUGAUCUGAUUUGAAAAAAUAACAAAUUAUGUAUUUAAAUCUAAUUAUAUUACACACACAAUUAAUUUAUUUACAAUUCAAUUAAAUAAAUAAAUCUGUAAAUAUUUUUCCAUUUCAACUAUUUAAAAACUUAAUAACUAAUUUAUGAAAUAAAUAUACUAAUUAUUUCAGGCUUUUAAUGAAAAUAUGACAUUACAUUUGUAUACAAAUAUUGUUUUGGACAAAUUAAGGAAUAUAAUUAACCAAAUUUGCAUGUCUUUUUAAAUGCUACAAGAAUGUUAGUGAGUCAUUAAAAGGAUAAAACUCACAAAACUUUUAAAAAAUAAAAAUUAUUUGAUUAAAAUAAUUUUUUUGCCCUCUUUCACAAAUUUGUAUUUAGUUUUUUAAUUUAAUUGGCAACAAAUCAUCCAUUAAAACAAAACCUUCAAAAUAUCCACACCCUGUACCGUGAAAAAAGGAGAACAAAAAUUAUUAUAAGCUUUACAUUAUAUUAAACACAUAAACAUAAAUGCACGUACACACACUCACUGGUACACACAUAUAUAAACAUAUCGGUAUUACACAUCAUAUAAAUGUAAUAGUUGUAAUAAAAUAAAGUCUGCAUUAUUUGAAAAAUAAAAAAAUUAAACACUCUUUAACAAUGUUUAAAAUAUAAAUGUAAAUACUUUACAAUUUUUUCUGUUUUUCUAUGUACAUUAUUUAUGUAGUUAAUCAUGUAAAAAAAUUAUGUGCAGAUUUAUUUUUGAAUGUAAACAACUAUUGUGUAUGAAGCAGCAGUCUUGGAGUUUGCUUUUAAUUGUACUAACUUAUAUAAAAUAUUUUGUAAGGAACAAAAAAAAAAAAAAAUUAUAAUAAUUUAAAUU
Messenger RNA from Acyrthosiphon pisum (pea aphid), 1773 nucleotides. RefSeq lists its product as uncharacterized. The transcript has 4 exons. The record is from RefSeq and is a predicted model, not a curated record. Bases 676 to 924 code for a protein of 82 amino acids. NCBI's taxonomy places the organism in Eukaryota, Metazoa, Arthropoda, Insecta, Hemiptera, Aphididae.